Tachysurus fulvidraco (yellow catfish) is the source of this 5144-nucleotide messenger RNA. It is a transcript of the gene abcc1, whose product is annotated as ATP-binding cassette, sub-family C (CFTR/MRP), member 1. Gene Ontology annotation, cellular component: basolateral plasma membrane. Gene Ontology annotation, biological process: xenobiotic transport; glutathione transmembrane transport. The coding region runs from base 106 to 4713 and encodes 1535 amino acids. The record is from RefSeq and is a predicted model, not a curated record. The transcript has 32 exons. Gene Ontology annotation, molecular function: glutathione transmembrane transporter activity; ATP binding; ATP hydrolysis activity. NCBI's taxonomy places the organism in Eukaryota, Metazoa, Chordata, Actinopteri, Siluriformes, Bagridae.
GCACCCGUUUUCCGUAAGCCCAUAAGAGUGAGAGCGGUACAGCGAUGAACCUGAAGCCGCGGCGUGUUUAAGGAAAGCGGAGUCGCUCUCACGCAGCUCACGGCCAUGGACCGCUUCUGCAACGCGGAUUCCAACAACUCCGUCAACCCCUUCUGGGACUGGAACCGCACAUGGCGUGCUCAAAACCCAGACGUGACGCAGUGUUUUCAGAACACAGUCCUCAUCUGGAUCCCAUGUUUCUACCUCGGGCUCAUCGCACCCUUUUACUUUCUGUACCUCAAAAGCCAUAAUCGCGGCUACAUCUGCAUGAGCCACCUGAAUAAAGCCAAAACCGUCACUGGGUUACUGCUGUGGAUCAUCUGCUGGUCAGAUGUUUUCUACUCUUUCUGGGAAAGAGGUCACGGGGUUGCAGUCGCACCCGUUUACCUGGUCAGUCCCACGCUGCUGGGCAUCACCAUGUUGCUGGCUACGUUUUUCAUCCAGUACGAGCGGAUAAAAGGCGUCCAGUCCUCCGGCGUGAUGCUGCACUUCUGGCUCAUAGCUUUAGUUUGCGCUACAAUCACGUUUCGCUCCAAAAUCCUGCAGGCCCUCGACGAGCUUUCCUCUGUAAACAUCUUCAGAUACACCACCUUCUACAUUUACUACACACUGUUGUUAAUCUCCCUCGUCCUGUCCUGCAUACCUGACCGACCGCCGCUCUUCUCCCCGACAGUCAAAGAUCAGAAUUUAUGUCCUGAAGCUGGAGCAAGCUUCCUGUCCAGAAUCACCUUCUGGUGGAUCACAGGGUUGAUGAUGCGUGGAUACAAAAAGCCUCUAGAGGAGAAAGAUUUGUGGUCCCUGAACCCAGAAGACGAGUCUCAGAGGGUCGUACCUCAGCUGGUGCGCCGCUGGGAUCACGAGUGCAACAAGGGCAGAAGUAGGACAGAAGGCAAAGCCAUGACGCUGUACUCUCCAAAACGCUCGUCCAGGGCCGAGAACAAAGACUCGAGAGAGCAACCGAUCGAAGAGUCUGAGAUCUUGAUCUCGAAAGCUUCUCAGAAGCCCAAGGAGCCGUCGCUCCUCCUCGCCCUGUGCCGGACCUUCGGGCCGUACUUCCUCGUCAGCACCGUCUACAAGUUCAUUCAUGACAUCCUGAUGUUCGCGGGGCCGGAAUUCCUCAGGCUGUUGAUCCAGUUUGUGAACGACUCCAGCGCCCCCUUCUGGCACGGCUACUUCUACACGGUGCUGCUGUUCUUGUGCACCUGCACCCAGACGCUCAUCCUGCAGAGAUACUUCCACGUGUGUUUCGUGUCGGGAAUGAGGCUGCGUACGGCCAUCGUGGGCGCCGUGUACAGGAAGGCUCUGGUGAUUACGAAUGCCGCCCGUCGCACCUCUACGGUGGGAGAAAUCGUGAACCUCAUGUCUGUAGACGCACAGCGCUUCAUGGACCUCAUCACGUACAUUAACAUGAUCUGGUCCGCACCUCUUCAGGUCGUCCUGGCACUUUACUUCCUGUGGCAGAAUCUGGGCCCGUCUGUGCUGGCUGGCGUCGCCGUCAUGGUGCUGAUGGUUCCAGUAAACGCAGUUAUAGCCAUGAAAACCAAAACCUACCAGGUUGCACAGAUGAAGAGCAAAGACAACAGGAUAAAGCUGAUGAACGAGGUGCUGAACGGCAUCAAGGUGCUGAAGCUGUACGCGUGGGAGCUGGCCUUCAAAGACAAAGUGUCUCAGAUCAGAGAGAGCGAACUGCGCGUGCUGAAGAAGGCCGCGUACCUCGCCGCCGUCUCCACCUUCACCUGGGUGUGCGCUCCCUUCCUGGUGGCGCUGUCGACUUUCGCCGUGUACGUGCUCGUGGACGAGAACAACAUUCUGGACGCGCAGAAGGCCUUCGUGUCGCUCGCGCUCUUUAACAUCCUGCGUUUUCCCCUUAACAUGCUCCCCAUGGUCAUCAGCAGCAUGGUGCAGGCGAGUGUUUCAAUGAAGCGUCUGCGUGCAUUUCUUUCUCAUGAGGAACUGGAAGAGGACAGUGUGGAUCGCAGAGCAGUUACUGGCUCACCCGAAAGCAUCAGGAUCGUGGACGGAACUUUCAGCUGGUCUAAAGACGACCCUCCUGCUUUAAAGAGGAUUAAUGUGUGUAUUCCUGAAGGAGCCCUUGUCGCUGUAGUAGGUCAGGUCGGUUCGGGAAAGUCCUCCCUGCUCUCUGCUCUUUUGGGAGAAAUGCACAAACAGGAGGGCUCGGUGUCAGUCAAGGGUUCAGUGGCGUACGUGCCCCAGCAGGCGUGGAUCCAGAACGCCACGCUGAAGGAGAACAUCGUGUUCGGGCAGCAGAUGAAGGAAAGCUGCUAUCAGAGAGUGCUGGAGGCCUGCGCUCUCCUCCCAGACCUGGAGAUCCUUCCCGGAGGAGACGACACCGAGAUCGGAGAGAAGGGAGUGAAUUUAUCAGGAGGACAGAAGCAGCGUGUCAGUUUGGCUCGAGCGGUGUAUUGUGAUUGCUCCGUGUAUUUUAUGGAUGAUCCCCUGUCCGCCGUCGACGCUCAUGUCGGGAAACACAUCUUCGAGAAGGUCAUCGGGCCUCAGGGUCUGCUGCAGGGACACACGCGAGUGCUGGUGACCCACGGCCUCAGCUUCCUGCCUCAGGUCGACCUCAUCCUGGUGAUGGAGGACGGACAGAUCACGGAGGCAGGCUCGUACACGGAGCUGCUCGGCCGACACGCCGCCUUCGCCGAGUUCCUGCGCUCUCACACCAACACUGAACAGGAAGACGAGAGCGAGGGGGGCGGAGAGGAGGGCAGGGCACAGGAAGAGCAGAGUGAGAAAUCUGAAGAUACAACGACACGGAAAACUCUGGAAAACGGAGGACCGGCGGCUCUGAUUGGACAAAGCCAGGGUUCUUUACCCACAUCAGGAACAUCGAAGCAGAAGACCGAGAGCAACGACAUCAAAGAGCUGAAAGUUAAAUCCUCAGAUGCGGCCAAACUGACCGAGGCGGAUAAAGCCAAGACCGGCCGAGUGAAGCUCGCCGUGUUCUGGGAGUACAUGAAGGCCAUCGGAGUUUGUCUGUCGGUCUUCAGCAUCUUACUCUUCCUCGCUCAUCAUGUAGCGUCUCUGGGUUCUAAUUACUGGCUCAGCUUAUGGACCGACGAUCCGGUCAUUAAUGGGACUCAACCCACCAGAGACAUGAGACUGGGAGUGUAUGGAGCGCUGGGACUCACACAAGGAAUCGCCGUGUUCUCUUACUCCAUCUCCGUAUCGAUCGGUGGGAUCCUGGCGUCUCGCUACCUUCACGAGACCAUGCUGUACAACGUCCUGCGCUCGCCCAUGUCGUUUUUCGAACGCACUCCCAGCGGGAACCUGGUCAACCGCUUCUCCAAGGAGACGGACACCAUCGACUCCGUGAUCCCGAGCAUCAUCAAGAUGUUCAUGGGCUCCAUGUUUAACGUUCUGGGGUCGUGCGCCGUCAUCCUCAUCGCCACUCCGGUUGUCGCUGCCAUCAUCCCUCCUCUUGGGAUCUUCUACUUCUUUGUGCAGCGCUUCUACGUAGCUUCGUCUCGGCAGCUGAAGCGUCUGGAGUCGGUGAGCCGCUCUCCGGUGUACACACACUUCAACGAGACCCUGCUGGGUACGAACGUGAUCCGAGCCUUUGGAGUGCAGAACCGCUUCAUCAGAGAGAGCGACAGCCGAGUGGAUCACAACCAGAAAGCCUACUUCCCUAGCAUUGUGGCUAAUAGGUGGUUAGCAGUGAGGCUGGAGUUUGUGGGGAACUGCAUCGUGACGUUUGCUGCGUUUUUUGCUGUGAUGGCCAGAGACAGCCUGAGUCCAGGCAUCAUGGGACUUUCCAUCUCUUACGCCCUGCAGGUCACAGCGUCUCUGAACUGGUUGGUGAGAAUGUCGUCGGAGAUCGAGACCAACAUUGUAGCUGUAGAGAAAGUAAAGGAGUACGAAGAAACCGAGAAGGAGGCGGAAUGGAAACUGGAGAAAAGCUCGGUUCCUGCCGGAUGGCCGACUGUGGGCCACAUCGAGAUCCGGAAUUUUGGUCUGAGGUACCGACAGGACCUGGAACUGGCCAUCCAUGAUAUCAACGUGGUCAUCAAGGGAGGAGAGAAGGUGGGAAUUGUGGGUCGGACCGGAGCUGGGAAGUCGUCUCUGACUCUGGGCUUGUUCCGGAUCAUCGAGGCGGCUCAGGGAGAGAUCUGUAUCGAUGGAGUGAACAUCUCGGAGCUUGGCCUUCAUGAUCUGCGCUCCCGCAUCACCAUCAUCCCACAGGACCCGGUUCUGUUCUCCGGAUCUCUGCGCAUGAACCUGGACCCGUUCGAUGGUUACUCUGAUGAGGAGGUGUGGAAAGCUCUGGAACACGCUCAUCUCAAACACUUCGUCUCAGGCCUUCAGGACAAACUGAACCACGAGUGUUCAGAGGGAGGAGAGAACCUCAGUCUGGGACAGAGACAGCUGGUGUGUUUGGCUCGAGCUCUUCUCAGGAAGACAAAGAUUUUGGUUCUGGAUGAAGCCACAGCGGCUGUGGACGUGGAGACGGACGAACUGAUCCAGUCCACCAUCCGCACACAGUUCGAGGAGUGUACAGUGCUGACCAUCGCUCACCGCCUCAACACCAUCAUGGACUACACACGUGUGCUGGUUCUAGAUAAAGGUCAGAUGGUGGAGUUCGAUUCUCCAUCCAGUCUCAUCGCACAGCGCGGGAUCUUCUACAAAAUGGCCAAAGACUCGGGUUUGGUCUGAUUUAAAACCCACGAGAGGAGAAGCAGCAGCACUCUUUCUGCCACCGUCACUCCAAACUAGCGCACAGCCGUCACUCCGCUCUUUACCGUGUGGAAUCAGCGGUCUGGUGUAGAACACAAGUAGAACACAUCUCACUUUCCACCGUUCAUUCUAGAACACAGCCUUUUCCUUCCAGAAGCCACCGUCUAGUCUAGAGCUUCACAGCGGUCACUCCGGGAGGCCCCACCGAACCAUUGUAGAACACAGCUGUGGGCGGAGCCUGUGGACAGACGAUCUUUCCCAGCUGUUGUAUGAGCUGUUUAUUUAGCGUCGUUAUUUUACCGGGGGUUAAAGAGAGAGACUCGACCUUCACACCAAAAAAAAAAUAUAUAUAUAUAGGUUUAUUUAGUAAGAUUUUAUUUUUGAGAUACAAAAAGAGAACUUGAAGAAUU